CUCGAAACCACAAGACACCACCAGAGAGAGUUCGCCGCGCUUCCGCGCGCCUCUCGAUCGAGAGCAGCAGCAGCGAUGCCGUCGCCGCGCCGGGCCGUGAAUCUCCGGUGGUCUUCGUUGGAGACGGAGGUGGAGGCGGCGAUCGCGGUGGAGGGCGGGUGCGGGGUGGACCUCGCGAUGGUCGGCCGGGCGCUGGGGCUGGACCCGGCCACCGUCCGCCUCAACGGCUACUUCGUCAGCCGCGGGCGCGGCCACGUCUCCUCCGCCGUCACGUGGCGCGCGCUCCUCGACUUCUUCGCCGCGCGCGGGCUGCCCACGGGCGACGCCCCCGCCGCGCCCGUCGCCGUCCACGGCAAGCCCGCGCCUCCUCCUCCUCCUCCCCCGGUGUCAGAUUGUACAAUCAAUGUUUGCCCAAAGCGGAAAUUUGGGUUGGUUUCAGAUUGUACAACCGAGAUCUGUCCAAAGCGAAAAUUUGGGUUGGUUUCAGAUUUUACAACCGAGGUCUGCCCAAAGCGAAAAUUCGGGUUGGCUUCAGAUUGUACAACAGAGGUCUGCCCAAAGAGAAAAUUUGGGUUGGUUUCAGAUUGUACAACCGAGGUCUGCCCAAAGCGAAAAUUUGGGUUGUAUGCUGGAAAAAGUCUUAAGAAGAGCAAGAAUUCCGAAGAUGGAGUUCUGUCUAGAACUGGGGCUGAUAUACUUAGCGAUGAAAUCACCCUUGGUUUGAAGAGAAGACUAAAAUUGGAUGACGCCAAUCCAGCUAAGAAGAUGAAGCAAAUAGAAUGCAACACAGAAACACAGCAGCCGGUUAAGUUCUCCUGCAGCUUCAUCAACGGGCACGGAAAGCGGUCACGGGACGAGGAGAUGAUUACCUCAUUCUCAUGCAAAAGAGUUAGAUGACUGGAAAUCUUUCUGGAAUGAUCGAGGCUACUUGAAGCUGUGGUCAUGAAUUGAUAUGUCAAGUAAGCUUGCUGCGGUUGUUGUAUAAUGAAGUACUGUGUAUUUUCCAUGUACAUCCUUCUGUCUGAUAUGAUCCCGAACUGCAAAUGUGUUCUCUGUGAGAAAAGUAGACCCUGGUUUUAGAAUGUUGUAAAUCAUACUUCCAUCACCAUAGUUCCAGAAAUUGUCAAUGGUUAAUUUGGCAGUUUAUGGCACUAGGACAAAUUACUCUCAUUUGUUUUUAGCAUAUCUGUGCAUAGUUCAUUCAAUCCAAGAUAGAGAAACUGCUGAAUUGCAGCAUAGAAUUUGCGGUUGUUCUCGUGUUCGUAUAUGUACCGACCGCAAAUUUUUCUAACAAUGUAUCUGAGCUCAAGGUUGCUCAAGGGUUGAGCCUUGGGUGCGUGAUAUCACUGGCAUGGACAAUGGUGGAGCCAGAAAUAUAAACCUAUGAGAUCAAUUACUAGUUAUUUGUAUUUAA
Molecule: messenger RNA, 1414 nt
Organism: Oryza sativa Japonica Group (Japanese rice)
Lineage: Eukaryota; Viridiplantae; Streptophyta; Magnoliopsida; Poales; Poaceae
Source: RefSeq, a predicted model, not a curated record